Clarias gariepinus (North African catfish) is the source of this 1351-nucleotide messenger RNA. Its product is annotated as signal-regulatory protein beta-1-like. Lineage: Eukaryota; Metazoa; Chordata; Actinopteri; Siluriformes; Clariidae. Bases 40 to 1062 code for a protein of 340 amino acids. The transcript is spliced from 6 exons. Gene Ontology annotation, biological process: response to bacterium. The record is from RefSeq and is a predicted model, not a curated record.
GUAAAAAGGACAUGCUCAUGCACAAACCUGAGGUGUAAGAUGAUGAUGCUGAUGUGGAUUAUGGUGGUGUUUUUUAGUUAUACUGAUUCAGCACAAAUGCAUACCAUCACUCAGCCGAACUCAGUGAUCAGUGCUGCUGCCGGUGAUAAUGUGACUCUACACUGCCUUAAAGAGGAAGAAGAAAACACUGAUCCCAUCCUUUGGUAUAAACAAGUAGUAGGACACGAGCCUUGUGUAAUGGUCACAGUCCAGAAAGUGGUAAAAAAUCCUAUUUUUGAAAGUCAGUUCAACUCGCCUAGGUUUUCCAUUGAGGAUUUGAGAAGAAGCUGCAAUUUAAAAAUUAACAACGUGGAACCGUCAGAUGAAGCUGUGUAUUACUGUGGAUUUAAAAAAAUAACUGUAGCAUUUCGAAAAGGAACGUUUCUGUCAGUGAAAGGUGAUGGAGAUGUAAAAGUGUCAGUAUCACAGAGCAGUGUGUUGGACUCGGUUCCUGCAGGAGCGUCAGUGACUCUGCAGUGCUCGGUUCUCUCUGAGAGCAGAGCAGCAGAACUCCAAGUGCUCUGGUUCAGAGCUGCUCCACCACAAUCCCAUCCUCAAAUCAUUUACACUCAUCACAACAGCAGCCAUCAGUGUGAGAGCGGCUCUUCUACACACACCUGUGUGUACAACUUCUCCAAGAACAUCCUCAGUCUCAAUGAUACUGGGACUUACUACUGCGCUGUGGCUGUGUGUGGAAAAAUCAUUUUUGGGAACGGGACAAGAAUAAACUUAAAAGAAUCUUUGGAUCCUGUAGUGAUCUGGCUCACUCUAGCUUUGGGAGUAUGUGUGGUUGUGAUCUUUAUCCAAACUGUUUUAUUCUGUAAAUGGAGAAAACAUAUACAUUAUACAAAGAGACCAAGCACUAAUAGAAGAAUGGAAAAAUCAGCCGCUCAGGACCGUGACUCUGUUGAGCUCAAUUAUGCUGCUUUACAUUUUAAUGAAAAGAAAACCAAAAGAAAAGGAAAGAGUGGGCAGUGUCAGGAUAGUGUGUACUCUGAAGUCAAAAUGCUCACCACUUCUUAGAUCUUUCCACUUUCAAAAAAUCCAUCAUGAUUGAAAUAUUGAAUUUUUUCUCUCUGUUUUCCGAAUCUUUUUUCUUGUUUUUGCAAUCACCAACAACUAAACCCACAGAUUUCUCUUUUUUUCAUUUUGGCCCUAAUUUUUAGAAUUAUUGUGAUUUUUGCUUUUAAAAAUUAAUUUCUGACAUGUUUUAUGUUCUGCUGUUUAAUUGUCAUAAACUCCCCUCUUAGCAUGCCCUGCACCUAUCUUCAUGAACACAAUGUUUGAACACAAAAAAAAAUUAUGUUUUGCC